Molecule: messenger RNA, 328 nt
Organism: Austrofundulus limnaeus
Lineage: Eukaryota; Metazoa; Chordata; Actinopteri; Cyprinodontiformes; Rivulidae
Product: T-cell immunoglobulin and mucin domain-containing protein 4
Biological process (GO): cytoskeletal rearrangement involved in phagocytosis, engulfment; apoptotic cell clearance
Molecular function (GO): phosphatidylserine binding
Source: RefSeq, a predicted model, not a curated record
GUGGAAUCAAGAGACGAGCUUUAAAUCCUGACUGUUUCUCCUCUGAGGAGCCUCCUCACAUCAUCUAUGAGAUCCGGAUGAGGAGACCUGUUCAGGAGAACAUCUACACUCUGGACUAGAACCUUUAAAUCCAGCUGAUCCACCUGGGAACAGGUGAAGCUGAGGAGAGGAGGAGCUUCACUCUGAACUGUUUUUAUACAAAUGUUGUUGUUUAUAGAGCUGUGUGUUUGUUGUGUUGUUAUAUUUUUACAGUAAUGUGUCAUUAAAAACAAAAUCCUGAACCAUGUGUUUACAUGAUUCAUACAACUUCUGUCAACAAUACAUACAA